UCAACCGGUGCGCACCGGAGGCCCGUCGAGGAGAGCAGAUGGAACGGAGAUAGCGGUCUCGUCGAAAACUUCGUUCCCGUGAGUCGCGGCACAGAACUCGGUCGGAUAUGCCGGCAACACGACAUCGUAACGUUUUUACUGCUGAAUACAGCGGCUCGGGGAUACAUAAUAUCGUUGUAUUUUAAUACAUUUUUUUAUUUUUUUUUUUUAUUUCCAGCAAGAGUGUAUCGCGCAACGUUAUACAAUAGUAUACGCGCGGCAAUCGUCCGACGCCGCCGUUACCGAUAUCGGACGAUCACCGCCGCCGCCGCCGCCGCCGUUGUAGGACCAAUGAACGAUCGCCGUCGGGUCCUCCCGUCGACGUCGUAUCCCCGCCACCGGUUUUCCCGGCGAGACCCUUCGGUGGCGGCGACGACGGCGACGACAACGGCGAUGACUACGCCGUACGAGCGGCGGACGAACAUUCCGUCGACGGAUCCCGAACGAACGCAACUGCAUACGCUCGCGCGCACUUACCGACGCACAUCGCCGCAUUCUGUCCGCUGCAUCACGACGACCGCGACGUCAUGACCGACGAAGACGGACCACCCGCGCUUUCUGCCGCCGAUGCCGAGCAGCUCGGCGAACAGCUGUUCCGCAAUCAGGUCUCGCCGCGCACCGUCACCGAAGGCGGUCACGUGGGCCAUCUGGUUCGCGGCUCGACCGGCAACGGACAAGUGGACUACAGCCCCCGGUGCCCUGCGUGCAACCCGUUGCUCUUCGACGGCGCAAGUGUACAAGUGACUUACAUCGAUGAAUACGUAGGAUCAGGAUUCAAUACUAGAAUGUCAUCGAUGUUCAUAGUUGGUGAACUGACUGGAAUAGGAAUGCUUGUUGCACCAUGGGCAGUAGUGAAGUUGGGUUGGCUCGGUUUCGUAAUGUUGGCGGCUUUCGCAGUCGCAACCGCUUAUAGCAGUACUUGUCUUGGAACUUGUUGGUUGAUACUCGAAGAACGUGCAAUGGAAAAUAGACAUUAUCCAGUUAGAGAUCCGUAUUCUACUAUAGCAUUUCAUUCGUUUGGAAAGAUAGCAAGUAUAAUAUCUACAACAUUAAUCAACGUUACACUUUUUGGAGCCGCGACUGUAUACCUGAUGCUAACCGCCGAAGCUGCCCAUCGGUUAUUUUCAAGUUCUCAUCCAGAGGCUACCUUUUGCACUUGGCUGGUUGUAUUUUCCGUUUCUAUGAGCUCAUUAAUGUUUGUAGAAAACCCAAAAGAUUCUCGCAUUGUAGCCCUCACAGCAUUAUUGACCGCGUUGACCGCAUGUUAUUUAGUGAUCAUGCAAAUAUUAUUGGACAUCAGAAACCAAGAAGGAAAUUUGCCAAUGUUGCAUGAUUAUGAAUGGAACACAGAUCAGUUCUUCUUGUCUUAUGGUACAAUAUUGUUUUGUUAUGGCGGAGCAGUCUCGUUUCCCGUUGUACAGAAUGAAAUGUUCAAAGUAAACCGAUAUUCACGCAGUCUUAUCACGGUUUUCUCUAUGAUGGCUUUUAUAUUUGGAACAAUUGUUGUCAUUUCAUACGUUGCCUAUGAUGUGAAAAUUGAACCAAACCUCUUCAUGUCCCUUGGUGACUCGUGGUGUUCCAUCGCAGCCAUUGGUUUAAUGAUUGCUCAUCUCAUUCUUGGAUUCAUAAUUAUUGCGAACCCAUUAUCUCAACAAUUGGAGAACUUAUUCAAUACUCCCCAAGAAUCCUUCAGUUUUCAAAGAUUCAUUGUGCGCAUGGGCAUGUUGGUGGCUAUGAUCUUUCUUGGACAAAUUGUACCAAAUUUCAACUUUUUAGUAUCUUUGAUUGGCAGCUCGACUAUUUCAUUUACAACAUUUGUGCUUCCAUCACUAUUCUACUUGAAAUUAUGCGUAAUGCAACAUCCCAAUUGGCCUGAUAGGUCACUGCCGUGGAAAGCUAGACUGUACUUUUAUUUUGUUAUUACUAUUGGACUUAUGGGAAGUAUUCUAUCCAUAAUUACGGCUAUUUGUAGUCUUUUUAAUUUACAUUCCUAUUACGCACCGUGCUUUUGGUCUUUGAUGUUCCCUGCUAAGACUUUUAUUAAAUAAGACUUAUGCUUCACAACAUUAUAAACUGAAAACAAUUAAAAUUUCAAAUUUAAUUAAGAAUUUAAAGAAUUUUUCAAAUAUUUUAUUAAACUUUUAAUUAAAUUAAAAAAUUAAAAAUUAAAAACAAUAGGUAAUUUUAUUGGGUAAAUGUAAGUUCUCAUACGAAAUGAAACAGGUAAAAAUCAUUCAUAUGUAAAUUCUGACAAAAAAAAUACAUCUAAUACAUGCAC
This is a messenger RNA of Sipha flava (yellow sugarcane aphid), 2317 nucleotides long. RefSeq names its product amino acid transporter AVT1J-like. Lineage: Eukaryota; Metazoa; Arthropoda; Insecta; Hemiptera; Aphididae. The transcript has 8 exons. Gene Ontology annotation, molecular function: L-proline transmembrane transporter activity; L-alanine transmembrane transporter activity. The record is from RefSeq and is a predicted model, not a curated record. Gene Ontology annotation, cellular component: vacuolar membrane. Bases 567 to 2087 code for a protein of 506 amino acids. Gene Ontology annotation, biological process: amino acid transmembrane transport; L-alanine transport.